GUUGCACGUGUUAAGCCGCAUGACCACGUGCUCUGGAGUUUAAACCGCUGUGAAAGGCCCGCCCCUUUCCCGCAUAUCAAAGCAACCGCGAUGAGCAUAUUAGCAACGGUCGGUGGGGGGGAUGCAAAGCAUGCAGGGCAUGCUGCCGAGCGCAACAUACAUUUUGGGGGUGUGCGUGCUUAUUUUGGGGAGAGUGCGCAUUUGAUGGUGUGUGUGCGUGUGCGUGUUAUUAUUGAACCAAAAUCGCGACAUCGCGGCGCCAUCAGUCUGACAUUCAGUGUGCGCUUGUGUUGGGAGGAAACGGAACGCACAGCACCAGAGGAGAUCCCCGAACGCCAGAGCAGUGCAGAAGCUAUGUGGGGCGGUAGUGAGCCACCGCCGCUGUAUCCGUCCUACGGCUACAACGACUGCUACAACUGGAGCGGUGCCCGGUGGGUACUGGCAGCGGAAGGUGUCGUACCGCCGGAAGCGGUCGUCGCUGGCUACGAGGGCGAAACGACCUACAUCGGAAGGGCCAAGCAUCGGAAAGCGAUUGUCCCGGGGCGGGUGAUACCAUCGAAGAAGGCCUGUCUGAUCGUGUCCGAGGGGUUGGAGCACGCCGUCCACGACUAUCAGGUGCUGUGCGGGUACGACGGGCGGUUCGUGCAGACGAGCGGCGGGUACUGCCCGAUAGGGUCCCUGCAGGGUGGAGUGACCAAGCGCGGCAAACCGAUAUUCAUCGGGUUGGUGCGGAUGGGGCUGGUGACGGUGGUCGGGAGCAUAGUGCCGGACGAGUUUUGCUGCCAGGCCGUAGUUAAUGGAAUACUGAGAAGAUUCAACGAUUACGAAAUUUUCGUGUCCAAAGCGGAGUAUAAGGGUGCCUUUGAUGAGUCUUAAAAAACAAGGGA
Anopheles coluzzii is the source of this 887-nucleotide messenger RNA. RefSeq lists its product as uncharacterized. NCBI's taxonomy places the organism in Eukaryota, Metazoa, Arthropoda, Insecta, Diptera, Culicidae. The transcript has a single exon. The record is from RefSeq and is a predicted model, not a curated record. Bases 91 to 876 code for a protein of 261 amino acids.